AUGAAGCUCCUUGAAGCCAUCGCUUGCGCUUCGGCGCUGAUGCAACCCGCAGUCGCAGACUGGCAGUUCAAGUCCCGAACUGAUCUGGCUCCGCCCCGUCUGAACAUCACCAUCCCGGCCACCAAGGACGUCGAGCAAGGCUACCUCUUUGUAGCCCCGUUCCCAGGCCAGUGGGCAGAGCCCCAAUUCCAUGGUCCCCGCCAGGAAGCCCCGUACAUUGUGCGGGAUGAUGGCGAGCUUGUCUGGUCUGGAUAUACGUACUUCUCCAUCUGGGCUGCCAACUUCCAGAAGGCCCGAUGGAAUGGACAGGACGUGUUGUUCAGCUUCGAGGGUGAUCAUAAUCCGGCCUAUGGCCAUGGUCAUGGUCAUGCGACUAUCUUGAACCAGCAGUAUGAGACUAUUCGGGAGCUGCGGGCUGGUAAUCACAAGCUCAUGGACAAGCAUGAGUUCCAUGUCGUGGAUGAGAAGACUGCGCUGCUUCAGGUCUAUCAGCCUGUCCCCAAGGAUCUCUCUCGCUUUGGCGGCAGUGCUGAGCAGCAGUGGAUUGUGGACGCCAUCUUCCAAGAGCUGGAUAUCCAAACUGGGGAGCUGCUGUUUGAGUGGUCCAGUCUGGAACACGUUUCGCCCGAUGAGGCGGUUCUCCCUCUCAAUCCCGGCCAAGCGGGUGCGGGCUAUAACUCGUCAGACGCAUGGGACUACUUCCACAUCAACUCAGUCGACAAGGAUGCCUCGGGCAACUAUCUGAUCUCCGCGCGUGAUGCAUGUGCAGUGCACAAGAUCAACGGGACAACCGGUGAGAUCAUCUGGCGUCUUGGUGGUGUUCGAUCCGACUUUGAGCUUGGUCCCAACGUGAAGUUCUGCUUCCAACACCACGCCCGUUUCGUCCAGCAAAGCGAUACCGAAGAAAUCAUCUCCCUAUUCGACAACUCUGCGCAUGGAACCGAGAAUCACCGAGGAAAGGAAGUCCACACCCACCCCUUCUCCCAAGGCAAGAUCAUCUCCCUCAACACAGCCACCUGGACCGCGGAAAUUGUCCAAGCCUUCCAACCCCCAGAUGGCCUCCUAGCCAAAUCCCAAGGCAGCACCCAGCUUCUUCCAAACGGCAACACACUCGUGAACUGGGGCUCCGAAGGCGCCGUGACCGAGUUCCGCGCAGAUGGCACCCCAAUCUUUCACGCCUACAUGGACUCAGGACUGCUAGGCGAGGGCGUCCAGAACUACCGCGCCUUCCGGUACAACUGGACCGGUCUCCCAACUGAAGACCCGGCAAUCGUCGCCGAGAAGACCUCCACCGGCACAACUGUAUAUGUUUCCUGGAAUGGGGACACAGAAACCGCCAUCUGGCGAUUUUAUGCGAUCACGGAUCGAUUCGGGUCGCGCGCGUUCUUGGGCGAGACUGCGCGUGAUGGGUUUGAGACUUCGUUUUCGUGGGAUGGUCACUCUUAUCACAGUCUGGCGGCGGAGGCUGUGUCGGCUACCGGACGUGUUUUGAGGACUACUCGUGCUGCUCGUGUUCAGAGUGCGGUGCUUCCUCCGUAUGAAGAGAGUGGCAGCUUCGGUCGUGGCUCGGAACAAGCCAUUCUGCGGGGUUGA
Messenger RNA from Penicillium olsonii, 1593 nucleotides. NCBI's taxonomy places the organism in Eukaryota, Fungi, Ascomycota, Eurotiomycetes, Eurotiales, Aspergillaceae. The record is from the annotation of a GenBank genome assembly.